Erythranthe guttata (spotted monkey flower) is the source of this 1580-nucleotide messenger RNA. Its product is annotated as F-box/kelch-repeat protein At3g23880. The record is from RefSeq and is a predicted model, not a curated record. Gene Ontology annotation, molecular function: protein binding. Lineage: Eukaryota; Viridiplantae; Streptophyta; Magnoliopsida; Lamiales; Phrymaceae.
AUUAUUGUUAAAACCUUUCCUCUUCUAUUUAACGAAAGAACAACACAAAAACAUCUGCACUCAGUUCUCAAUACUCAAUAGCAGCACAAAAAUGGCGGAUUACUUACCUGAAGAAAUCGUAAUCAACAUCCUCCAAAGGCUUCCCGUCGAAACCCUCCUCCGCUGCACUGCCGUCCGCAAAUCAUGGUACUCUCUCAUCACCUCCCCCGAAUUCAUUUCCUCUCACUUAAAACUCGCCGCCGCCGCCGCCGACGAAACCCCUCUACUCCUGAUACGCCGCCGUAUCAGCAGCUCCGAGCGCUACGAGCUGCACUCCGACGGCGAGCCUCUCACCCGCGUAUCUAAAUUGAAUUUCCCGUUCAGCAGCACGAAUUCCUAUUUCACAAUCGUCGGCAGCUGUAACGGAUUGCUCUGCAUUUACGACGAUCGAGUUGAUUACACCGACACAAUUAUUCUGUGGAACCCAUGUAUUAAGAAAUCAAUCCUCCUCCCCGAACCAAACCUAAUUCACAAUUCAUAUGGUGGUUUCGCACAAUCGUUUGGAUUUGGGUUUGAUGCAAUUGCCGGUGAUUACAAGGUGGUUAGGGUUUCUUGUGUGGAUGAUUUAGAUCACCAAAUUGAGCUUUACAAGUUGAGCACCGGCGCGUGGCAAGAUAUUAGUAGUCACUUGAAAUUCGAUCGGUGUUUCAUCAUCGAUGACCGAUCUCGUCAAGCCUAUGUGAAUGGAGCCACAAAUUGGAUCGCAAGUUGUCCCCAUUCGUGUGAUUUUAUUGUGUUAUUUGAUAUGAGUACAGAGGUGUUUGGGGAGAUUAAACUGCCGAUUGAGGUUUCGGAAACCGAUCCGAUUAUAAGUAAAGAUUUGAUGGUUUUCGACGAACGUCUUGCUCUUGUAUUGUGCAGUGAUUCGGCGGUGGAGCCCACCUUUUGUGUUUGGGUGAUGAAAGAAUACGGUGUGGAGGAAUCUUGGUGUAAACAACUCGUCUUUGAAUUUCAUAUACUUGGAGCUAUAUUUAUUCGGCCGUUGUGGGUGAGAAAAUGCGGCAGAGUUAUGGCGGUUUUGCAGGAUGGGGGUUUGUAUUCUUUCGAUCUUAAUGACGACGAAAUUAAGGAUCUUGGUGUGCAUUGCUCGGGAUAUGAAUAUUAUGAGCACUCUUUUCAUGUAGAUAGUUACAUCAAAAGUUUGGUUCUUUUGGAGAGGGGCGCUUAUUUUUCUGAUUCGGUCACUUGCGACCAAUUGAUGCCGAAUCGACAAAUAUAUGACUGUGAUUCUAUCGGUAGCUGUGAAAGUGAUUGACAGUAAUCGGGCAAUUUAGCCAGCUUGAAGGAACUCGGUGUAAAGUGUGGACGAUAACAAAUGUGGAUCGUAGAACUGAAAGAGAUGAGAUGAAAUUUUGUCUCUAUAUAUGUUUUAAUCUCGCUUUCUUUCUUUCUUUUUUUCUUGUUUGUUUUUAACAAGUAUUAGUAGAAAAAUUAUAUAAUUAUUUGCUGUUUAACCCUACUGUUUGUGAAUAUCUCUGUAUCUGCAAGAUUAGUUUUCUGGAUUCUUUGCUACUGUAUUGAUUUCAUUUGAGUUUCGAUUU